AUGAAAAUCUUAAUCACUGGUGCCGGCGGUUUUGUUGGACAACACCUAGCCAGAGAGCUCCUCAAAAAUCCAGAGAACAAACUGAUUCUGACCGACAUAGCGGAUUUCUCUACCCCGCAUUCGUCAAAUCAUCCCGAAAACGCAAUAUGCAUCCAAGCAGAUCUAGUCAAAGAGCCACAAGCUGUUCUCAUUGAGAAAGUGGAUGCUGUAUACAUUCUCCAUGGAAUCAUGUCGUCUGGCGCAGAGGCAAACCUUGAUUUGGGCUUAAGAGUGAAUGUCGAUGCAACACGCCACUUACUGGACUGCAUCAGGAAGAAAGGAUGGCAUACUCGGGUAAUUUAUGGCUCUAGUAUUGCUGUAUACGGCCGGCCUUUGCCUCAAAAAAUCACGGAAGAUGUGUAUCCCACUCCCGAGGGGUCAUAUGGAAGCGAAAAGGUGAUAUGCGAAACGCUCAUCAACGACUACACCAGACGAGGGUAUAUUGAUGGGUUUGCGAUUCGCUUACCUGGAGUGGUUAUUCGGCCAGGACCGCCUGCGCAAGCCGCGAGCAGCUUUCUCAGCGGAAUUAUCAGGGAGCCACUGGCAGGGAAGAAAUGCAUUGUGCCGACGAAGGAUCGAUCGAAGGCGUUCUGGGUCUGUUCCAUUAAUGAUAUAGUAUCAAAUUUGGUUUGUAUUCUUGGUUUGGCUGGUAAUGCGUUGCCUUUGCAUAGGCGAGUGUUAAAUGCGCCAGGAAUCCUGGUUACGAUUCAAGAGAUGACAGAAACUCUGGCAAAGGUCGCUGGUCGAGAAAAGUUGGACUUAAUAGAGGAGGUGGAGGAUUCCAACUUCGCGGACUUGGUUCAAUCGUGGCCCUGCAACUUUGAUGUCUCCUUGGCUUUCAGUCUCGGCCUCUCGACGAGGGAGAGCUUUGGGAAAGCAGUGGAAGAAUAUGUACGACGACUCUGA
Messenger RNA from Penicillium cosmopolitanum, 945 nucleotides. RefSeq lists its product as uncharacterized. Bases 1 to 945 code for a protein of 314 amino acids. NCBI's taxonomy places the organism in Eukaryota, Fungi, Ascomycota, Eurotiomycetes, Eurotiales, Aspergillaceae. The record is from RefSeq and is a predicted model, not a curated record. The transcript has a single exon.